GCCCUCACCUCGCCUCACCUCGCGCCCUCUUUGGUUUGCGAAACGUAACGGGUGUGUUCGAGGCGAAGGGCUUGUUCCCUAGGAGGAUGGGGGGCGGUGGGGGGGAGGAUGGGGGGUAUAUAAAACGCCCGCGCCCCGGUCCCGGCCCGCACGUUGAAUAUUUAUGAAGUGGAACAAAAGACAAAAACAACCGCCGUCCGCCUCCGCCUCCACCGCCGCCGCCACACCCAGCGCCACCACGACCACGACCGUCACCACCACCGAAAAAUCCCGAACCUCCUCACUCGGCUGCUACAUCAUGUGCUGCCUCCCCAUCCCGACACUGCACCGCAAGCCCUCAGCGACCUCCUCCACCUCCACGACGAUAAGCCGCAGCCGGGCGUCGACCGCCUCACCGGACAGCUGGUCGUCGUCGUCGUCGUCGUCGUCAACGGUACAACAACAGGAGGAGCACGUAGCGCCGCGAAUAGUGUCCAGCAAGGCUGUGCGCGUGAACCGGCACGCGACGCCGCAGCGCGUGGCGUCAAAGGUUGUGCGCGUGCGCCAUCACAGACCCAAACGGGUCGGCGGGAAUUGUCACUGCGAGAAUGUUGCUACGACGGGAGACGAGGCUGCGGAUGCGGCCAGGAGGAGGGUCGUCAGGGAGGUUUAUAGCACGUAGGUAGGGUGCGAGGGUUUUGAUUUGCGGUUUUGGAAUUAAGUGGGAAUUGGCGGUUGCGAGUUUACGUUUGCGUUGCGAGACGGUGUAUAACUGAGGGGGCAUUUUUUUUUCUUGUGUGUUUCUUUUUCUUUCUUUUCCUUUUCCGUUUCUUUUCUUUUCCUGGACGUUUGUUUUGAGGGUCUGUUAUCUUUUUUUCCGG
Messenger RNA from Tricharina praecox, 860 nucleotides. RefSeq lists its product as uncharacterized. The record is from RefSeq and is a predicted model, not a curated record. Bases 164 to 661 code for a protein of 165 amino acids. The transcript has 2 exons. NCBI's taxonomy places the organism in Eukaryota, Fungi, Ascomycota, Pezizomycetes, Pezizales, Pyronemataceae.